AUAAUGUUAUUAUCUCUAAAGAAAUCUCUAUAGAUACAGACAAAGAAUUAGGUGAAAUCUCUGACAAUACUAGUGAUGAUAUCAAAUUAUCUAUCUGUAAUACUUGUACAAAAAGAAAACAUACAUACAUCGAUAUAGAAACACAGACAGAUACAAUUAUAUAUACUGAGACAAUGAUACCAGAUGUCUAA
Molecule: messenger RNA, 191 nt
Organism: Racocetra persica
Lineage: Eukaryota; Fungi; Glomeromycota; Glomeromycetes; Diversisporales; Gigasporaceae
Source: the annotation of a GenBank genome assembly